Messenger RNA from Brettanomyces bruxellensis, 1785 nucleotides. RefSeq lists its product as uncharacterized. Bases 1 to 1785 code for a protein of 594 amino acids. The transcript has a single exon. The record is from RefSeq and is a predicted model, not a curated record. Lineage: Eukaryota; Fungi; Ascomycota; Pichiomycetes; Pichiales; Pichiaceae.
AUGGAAGUCGACAGCACAGAAGAGGAGAGGGGGCAUUAUCCAAAGGGGCUUCCAAAGCAGAGGAAGGAGAGUUCAGAGACUGCGCCACAGGGGGAGUCGAAGCAUGCCGAACAAAGCGGGUCAGGGAUGAGCCACGCGCCGUCGAUUGGCGAGAUGAUGAAUCCCAAAAAAACGUGGAAGGACGAAAUGCCCUCGGUGGCAGUUCAGGACAUGAAGCAGAUGGUCUCGCAGAUAUUGGGAGUGCAGCCUUCUGAUUGGCCAUAUAGCCGGGACUCGUUCGACUCCCUCAUAUCGCUCAAAAUUCAGCAAGAGACCGUCAAGGCAGAGCAGGCCCGGGCGAGAGAUCUCGAGUUGUCGAUGAAGCUUCUAGAACAAGCCCACUCGGUUGGCAUUCCGCCGGGGCUGAUCCCUUACCUUUUCCUAUUUUCGAGAACUGAGUCGCAAUCUUUCGCAAGGCUGAUCUCUGACUGGGAGAGGGGGCACACGGGGGACACCGAGAGGCCGCACGGGGAUACCGUGGGCGGGCCGUCGGCAUCUACCGGGCCACCUGGGUCCACGGGGCACACCGGGCCCACUUCCACUGGUUCCACCGGGCUGGGGAUCCGCACUCCCGAAAAAAAUCCACAAUUUGCACCGGCAGCAAAUACGGGACGGGCUGUGCAACAUACUCCGGGCCUCGUUGUGGCAUCCGUGCCCGUGGAGCACGCAGUGAGCCAGCGAUCUGGAUCUGGUGUAAGGAGGCAGCAGCAGCAGCCCACCGGGAGCCCCUUCCGGCGGUCACACCAACGCUCACACACUAUUUCCGGGAUGACGGGAACAACAUCCGUGUGGAAGGUGAACUUACCGCAGCAGCAGCAAUUCCAGUUUCACCACUGGUCGGGUCCCGGAGAUAACGAGGACGAAAACAGGAAGUCGAGACUUGGGCACUCGCGAACGUCGAGCCGGAGCGCGAGGCAGCCGGACGACGCGUCGAUCGACUCGCCGGCAGACCUCUCACUCGUCUCCGAGACGGCGUCGCCGACCACCUCCACGAAGAGGAAGCUCGAUUCGAGAAACGAGUCUGCGGAGGCUGGCUUCGGCGGAACGGAGGCAGUUUUCUCCCUUCAGCCGCGGAGAGGCCUCCACAGCCGGGGAGAAUCCAUCACUGUGACUGGAGGACGCGGGAUGGAUCAUCGGCGAUCACCGGAGCAUAAGAAAAGCCGGUCGGACGUCACGGGCUUUCCGCCGGCUGUUUCCGGGCAGUAUCCGGCGGCUCAGGGUGCCGUUCCGGGGCCUUAUAUGUACAGAUAUCCGCAGUACGGUCAGCCUUCGGGUGGACCUUACUAUAAUCAGCGGUACCCGGGAUAUGGGCCGGGAAUAGGGUCUGGAUCUGGCCCUGGAUCCGGGCCUGGAUUAGAACCUGGGUCUAGACAAGGAUUAGGGUUCGGACCUGGACAAGGAUUAGGAUCAGCAUCAACUCAGGGGACAUCUUUUUCCCAAUCCGGACCCUAUUAUGCUCCCCAACAGCCUCCGUACUAUUAUCGGCACUCCCAGCAACAAAUGCAACCCCAGCAACGAUCUUUUCCCUCUUACCGCUUUCCUCCAAACGCCACACCGCAGACCAAUCGGAGAAGCCCGGGUGCGACCCAGUUUGUGUUUAGCAACCAGCGAAAUUCACCCACUAAGCCUGCUUCCCAUGACAGAGACUCCGGGUCCUCCAGCAGCACAAAUGCCACAACCCUCAGUAUGAGCAGUGCAAGGAGAACAAGUGCUGCCACCAGUAAAGAUGCAGCAAAGAAGAAGUGA